CUUGUUGAAGACCCAUAUUACCGAGACCAGAACUUGGCCGCCAAUCAUGUCCACAUGCGCCACCGCGAUGAACAACUCCCUGAACACGUUGCCAACGUCGUCGAUUACGCACGCAGGAACCGCGAGUCCCCUGGACCCUCGCUCGAUGAAAUAUACCACGACAGGGCCCUGGGCGAACUCGAAAUGAGAGGGCUUGACGAACCGAGAGUGGAAGACUACUUUCGAGAUAGGGUAUUUCCCCAACCAAGCUAUGGAAACAGCCUGGAGCGCUCCGACAGACAGCCGAUGUCUAGGCAUGCCGUCCCCAACGCCGGAUCACGAUUCAAGAUCAGCAACCCAAUCCCUGACAUGCUGUACGGAUACAGUCGUCAUCACGCAUUUCCCGACCAGCAGACGCAGCUCAUCUCGAUGGGAAACGAAAUGAAUGGAACAGCCAACAACCAGAGCCUCAUGUACCCGUUCUUCGUCAUCGAAUUCAAAGGUAAUGGUGGAGAUCUCUGGGUAGCAACGAACCAAUGCCUGGGAGGCUCCGCAUCAUGCAUCAACAUCGCCGAACGCCUUAAUCGUCAAUUAAGGGAAAGCAAGAGCAGCAAGGUCAAACCAGUUGACAGCACCGCGUUCAGCAUCGCCAUGAACGGUACUGAAGCACGACUCUACGUCUCGUGGAAGCACAACGACUUGGACUACUACACGCAGAAAGUGAAGAGCUUCUUGCUCCAGGACCCAGAACAUUACAUUGAAUUCCGCAAGCACGUCAAGAAUAUCAUCGACUGGGGAAAGGACCAGCGCUUGAAGGAGAUUAGCGAAUCAUUGGACACUCUU
Trichoderma atroviride IMI 206040 is the source of this 822-nucleotide messenger RNA. RefSeq lists its product as uncharacterized. The record is from RefSeq and is a predicted model, not a curated record. NCBI's taxonomy places the organism in Eukaryota, Fungi, Ascomycota, Sordariomycetes, Hypocreales, Hypocreaceae.